Messenger RNA from Cucurbita moschata (crookneck pumpkin), 1048 nucleotides. Its product is annotated as dehydrin ERD14-like. NCBI's taxonomy places the organism in Eukaryota, Viridiplantae, Streptophyta, Magnoliopsida, Cucurbitales, Cucurbitaceae. Gene Ontology annotation, cellular component: membrane. The coding region runs from base 147 to 812 and encodes 221 amino acids. The transcript is spliced from 2 exons. Gene Ontology annotation, biological process: response to water. The record is from RefSeq and is a predicted model, not a curated record.
CAGGCGCGUUGGAUCAGCGUGGCGCGUAUGGUUACACCUAUAAAAUGGUCCACUUGGAAACCCACUAACCCAUUCAUUCACUGACUCGUUCAUUCACUGCUAAAAAUCUGUCCUUUAUUGCGAUCUUGUGAACUUGAAAGCUAGCCAUGGCCGACGCCGAGAACAAGAAGCUCGAGGAGGGUGCCGGCGAGGGCGCCGUCGAGGCUAAGGAUCGUGGGCUGUUUGAUUUCUUGGGGAAGAACAAGGAGAAGGAGGAGGAGAAGCCUCCUCAAGUUGUAGCUCCACCGGAGGAGGUGGUGGUUGUUAGUGAACAAUUUGAGAAAAUUGAGGUUUCUGAACCUCCGCCGCCGGUUCAUAAGGUGGAGGAAGAAGAGAAGAAGCCUAGCUUGUUGCAGAAGCUCCACCGAUCCGAUAGCAGCUCUAGCUCGUCGAGCGAUGAAGAAGGAGAAGACGGGGAGAAGAAGAAGAAGAAGAAGAAGGGUUUAAAGGAGAAGUUGAAGGAAAAGCUCGGAGGAGGAGAAGAGGAGAAGAAGGAAGAAGCGGUCGCCAUCCCGGUUGAGAAGGUAGACGACGAUGCACAUCCCGAGGAAAAGAAAGGGUUUCUAGACAAGAUCAAGGAGAAGCUUCCGGGGCACGGCAAGAAGCCCGAGGAAGCUCCAUCGGCUCCGGAGGCACACUCCGGGGAGCCAGUGUCUCAUCCCGAGGAGGAGGGGAAGGAAAAGAAGGGAUUUUUGGAGAAGAUCAAGGAGAAACUCCCAGGAUACCAUGGCAAGGAGGAAGAGAAGCACAAGGAGGAAGCAGGGUCUCAUUGAAGAUGAUGGGUUAGCUCAUAAUCCAUAAUCAUUGUGGCGUGGAUUUGUUAAUGAUCUUAUCGCUUUGGUUCCUUUCUUUUGUUGUGUUUUUUCUUUUCAUGUGCAUAUGUAUGGGAUUUGCUUUAAGGUGGGGAAGGGAUGGGAUGUGUUUUUCUUUUCAUGGUAUUUAGUUCUUGUGUGUGUUCGAUAAUGUUUUUUAAAAAAAGUAUUAAUGAAGUCGUUAUUUAUUAUAUAUA